Molecule: messenger RNA, 2044 nt
Organism: Pseudo-nitzschia multistriata
Lineage: Eukaryota; Bacillariophyta; Bacillariophyceae; Bacillariales; Bacillariaceae
Source: the annotation of a GenBank genome assembly
UACUUCUAAUAGUACAGUAAUGACCCACUUUUUCUCCCUGUCUCCGAUCGAGGGCUCCGGUAGAACUGUACCCUUGUCGUCCAACACCCGGACUGAUUCAUGCCGAAAUAGCUCCUGAUCCUACCCUUGCCCGCAACGCAAAUAAGUGACAAUAAAACAGAGCGAUGAAGUCCUUGCGACACCGACACGCGGAUGCUGCAUCCUCGCCCAACAGUAAAUCACAGAAGAAGUCGUCGUCAAGGUUACGCAGAAAGAGCACCAGUAAUCGCAAUGUGUCAUCGACAACUACUGGAUUACAGUAUUUUAUAAUAUUCGUAAUGUGCUCAAUUGCCCUGGCUUAUACAAUCGCCUUGUCACGAGUUACAUUCAAUUCUGCUGGUGACCAAAACCAUGUCCGAACAGGGGAGAGAGCGGCAAGCCCUCGAGAAAUUCAGAAGCAAGCUGCGGAAAACGCUCGAAAGCUCCAUGAUGAUCAAAAGCAAAAUCAGAGGCGGCGAGGUAAACGUAAACAGGCAGAGAAAGCUCAAGCUCCCCAGGACUAUCCGAAGCAUGUUUCAAAACCAUGGAGGAAAUUAUUGAAAGAAGUAAAAAAACACAAAGAAAAGCAUCCCGUAGUCGAAAAAGGCAAGAGAUCGGAUUCAAAUAUAUUCAAACCCUACAACAAAAAAAAUCAAGUCCAGUUGGGUCCGAAACGCGACAAGAAAGGGGCAAUUGUCUACAACCCAAUUACAAAGUUUAAGAAAGAAGACUUGCCAUCGAUGGGAUUUGACAAGAAACAGAUUGAUGAGUUAACCGGUAUUUCGCGCGACAAAGCGAUCGACGGAAGAGAACGUCUGGUAGAGAUUCUGAGUGAAGCUGGCAUCUUGGACGUUGAUCCAGAGGUUAUCGCGGUGUUGCCAAAGUGGGAAACAGUUGAAGAAUUGUAUGGCAGUAAACCGGUUGUACUCGGACUGGAAAAUUGCAAAAAAUUCCGAACUCAGUUUGAUCCCGUGGACGCGUCGAUUGGUACAGCUGGGAUGUUCAACACCGGGACGAACCCUCUUGCGAUGUAUAUCAGCAACAACUGCAAAUUGCCUAGAAAUAAGAACGACAAAGCUGGAGGUACACGCUGGGUGAGUUUUUUACGCCAACAAAAUGAAAUCGCAUCAUGAAAUGAUUUGAAAUGCAUAUUCCUAUCCACUGCUUACGCAUCGCAUCAUUUUAUUCUUUGCUUCUUUAGCAAGUACCUUGGGGGAAACACGCUCCAGCUUCCCGCAAAUGGACCAACACAGCCGGCCACGAUCACAAAGUAAACAAAACCAAUGUGAUGCCGAUCGUUGUUGUGCGAGAUCCAUACAGCUGGAUGCAAAGUAUGGUAAGAUUCGUACUCUUCUCUCCCAAACUGGCUUCGCUAUAAACACAAACACAUAUGACUCUAGUUCGACUUUGCAGUCUUAUAUUGUUGUAACUCGUUUUGAGAAUCCUAUUUUUUCCUCACCUUUCUGUUAUGACUGUAAAUUUCGUUCCAUGUGUCUUUUUUCCCAGUGUAAACAUAAUUAUGAGGCGAGAUGGCCACAUUCAAUAUUUUGUCCAAACCUUGCCAAACCUGAACUUCUUCCAAAUGGAAAACCGGAUAUUGUCCCGAUUAAAGUGAAAUACAAUCCACCAGCCAACUAUACAUCAUUAGCUCAUUACUGGGCGCAGUGGUACAAAGAAUAUCUUGAAGCAGAUUAUCCUCGCUUGAUCGUUCGAUUUGAAGACAUUCAAUUUCAUGCGAAGGAACUGGUCGAAACAGUUUGUCAAUGUGCAGGGGCUGUUCCCCGAGAGGAUGACGCCCUCUUUCGUUACGUUGUUGACAGUGCCAAGUGGGGCGCAGCACACAAAAGCCAUACCAACAUGGUUUCGGCAAUGGUCAAGUAUGGUUCGGAAGAAAAUCGCUUCAAGGGAAUGAGGGAAGUUGACUGGCUUGUGGCAAAAGAGGUGUUUACACCGGAAAUCAUGGAUCUGUUUGGUUACAAAAUGCCAGAUCACUUGWAAUAGAAURCAUUAAAUAGCUGGAUUGAUA